AUGACUAGAGCUGCAACGCAGAGGAAGAUCCAGGGGAUUAAAAUCAGUUCACAUAGUCCUUCGAUUAACCAUCUUCUAUUUGCUGAUGAUUCACUAUUCUUCUCAUUAGCAAAUCCAAAAAAUGGCAGGGCUAUCAAACAGAUUCUGCAUCAGUAUGAGAAGGUUUCCGGUCAAGCAGUUAACCUAAACAAAUCUUCAAUAACCUUUGGCAGUCGGGUUAAAGAUCACGUUAAAACACAGAUGAGAUGCCUCUUAGGUAUACACAAUGAAGGUGGUGGAGGGAAAUAUCUUGGUAUCCCUGAGCAAUUUGGAAGGAAGAAAGCUGAGAUUCUGAAGUAUGUCACUGAAAAAGUCAAAGCAAAAACCCAAAGAUGGCAAAAUAAAUUUCUAUCUCCAGCUGGUAAAGAAGUACUCAUCAAAUUUGUGGCUUCGGGGACACCUGUAUACCCUAUGAAUACUUUCAAAUUACUGAAGAGUUUCUGUGAUGACAUUAAUAAUAUCUUGGAAAAGUUCUGGUGGGGAAAGGAUGAUGGCAGUAAAGGAAUGCAUUGGUUUGCUUGGGAUAGAAUGAGUCAACCAAAAAAAGAAGGAGGAAUGGGAUUCAGAGACAUUGAAAAAUUCAAUGAUGCCUUACUUGGGAAGCAAGUUUGGCGUAUCCUAACCAAACCAAACAGCUUGAUGGCUCGUGUUCUCAAAGGGAGGUAUUUCCCAACAUCUUCUAUUCUUACUGCACGAGAAACAAAACAGAGCUCCUAUAUUUGGAAAUCAUUACUACACGGGAGAGAUUUGAUAACAAAAGGAGUUCGUUUUGUUAUUGGUAGUGGCAACAUGAUUGAUACUUGGAAUGAUCCUUGGUUACCAACUACACCCCCAAGGCCACUGGCACCACUCUCUGAUCAAACUGGAAACGGCAAGGUCUCAGAUUUUAUACGUCAAGAUCAAAAGGAAUGGAAUGAGGAGCUAGUUCGCAAUACAAUGAACCAUGAUGAUGCGGAAGAAAUACUUGCCAUUAGGUUGUGUUCAUCAUCUGAAACUGAUCAACUAGUCUGGCACUAUAACAAAACGGGGGAUUUAUACCGUCAAAUCAGGAUACUGGCUUGCUACACAUACUCCGAGUAA
Messenger RNA from Brassica rapa (field mustard), 1119 nucleotides. RefSeq lists its product as uncharacterized. Lineage: Eukaryota; Viridiplantae; Streptophyta; Magnoliopsida; Brassicales; Brassicaceae. The record is from RefSeq and is a predicted model, not a curated record.